Messenger RNA from Nymphalis io (European peacock), 1062 nucleotides. It is a transcript of the gene GSTo1, whose product is annotated as pyrimidodiazepine synthase-like. Bases 195 to 959 code for a protein of 254 amino acids. The transcript has 5 exons. NCBI's taxonomy places the organism in Eukaryota, Metazoa, Arthropoda, Insecta, Lepidoptera, Nymphalidae. Gene Ontology annotation, cellular component: cytoplasm. The record is from RefSeq and is a predicted model, not a curated record. Gene Ontology annotation, biological process: glutathione metabolic process. Gene Ontology annotation, molecular function: glutathione transferase activity; glutathione dehydrogenase (ascorbate) activity.
CAUUUUUAUCAUUCAUUAGCUAGGUACUUUUAAAGAUCUAGCAGAAACAGAAAGUAAAAAACUUCAGUUUUCGACGUUUCAUCAUUGUCAGUAACUGCCUUUUUUUCGAUUUCUAGUUUGUACUUUCUCAUCCCGUACUAAUAAUAAUACACUGAAUAAAUACUUUCUACACAAAUAUAAUAAGAAACCUAAUAAUGUCGGAAAAACAUUUGCAAACGGGAGACGACCUUCCAUCGCACAAUGGAAAAUUGCGUUUGUUUGCGAUGAGAUUCUGCCCAUAUGCUGAAAGAAGUGUUCUUGUACUAAAUGCUAAAAAAAUCCAAUAUGACUUAGUUUUUAUCAAUUUGGAUCACAAGCCAGAAUGGAUUUUUAAUUAUAGCCCCAAAGGCACUGUUCCCGCCUUAGAAUAUGAGCAGGGAAAAGCCAUAUUUGAUAGCAACAUCAUCAAUGUAUAUCUUGAUGAAAAAUACCCUGAAGUAUCUCUUCAGUCAUCAGAUCCGCUAAGACGUGCUCAAGAUAAAAUGCUUGUGGAGCAGUUUGCAAGUACUCAGUCGGCAUACUAUACAGCUGCUUUCAAUGCUCAAGCUCUUCAACCGAAUAUGGCUGAAAAUUAUCACAAGGGUCUGGAGUUAUUGCAAAAAGAAAUUAAAGCCCGUGGUACUAAAUUUUUACAUGGAGAUGAACCAGGCCUAGUUGACUAUACCAUCUGGCCAUUCUUGGAACGUUUUGAAGCUUUACCUCUACUGGGCAAGACUGAGUUUGCUAUUGAAAAGUCUAAAUAUGAAGUUUUGACCAAUUACAUGGAUGCCAUGAGGAACGUGCCAGCUGUCAAGUCUUAUGCCUUAGCUGCAGAUACUCACGCUAAAUUUACCGAAUCCCGAAUUAAGGGAGAUGCUAACUAUAACAUGUUGGAUUCAAGUGCAGUAUGCUGCAUGCGCCCAAGGAAGAAGAAGGAAUAAACUAUGAAACUUGUUACAAAUAUUAUGUAUUUAAAAAGUACUUACUCAUGUUAAAAAUAUUAUUGGUGCAUUUAAAUUGUAAUAAAAGUACAAUUUUAUGUAA